AUGGCCCGUGGAAAUCAAAGAGAACUUGCCCGCCAGAAAAACAUGAAGAAAACUCAAGAGAUUAGCAAGGGAAAAAGAAAAGAGGAUAGCUUGACUACGUCUCAGAGAAAGCAAAGGGAUUCUGAGAUCAUGCAACAGAAGCAGAAGGCAGCUAAUGAGAAGAAGUCUAUGCAGACAAGAGAAAAAUGAUGACUGGCUAAUUUGGAAAACCUGGGUGCUACUGCCAACUAGGUGUAUCAUAAUACACUCUUUAAGAUCAAGAUUUUGUAGAAUGAACAGUCAUUACCUGUGUUAUAACUUACCCUUAUAGAACGAUCUAUUUUAAACUUUACCUUUCAGCCUUAGUGUGAUGUUUUAGAACCAUUCUUUGAAAAAUAAAACACUAACCAUGCAUGUAACAUAUUGGUGAAUAUUAUUAUUUAUCACCAGUGAACAUUUAUAACAUUUGUUAGGUAAUGUUAUCAGAUAAGAGGAUCU
This is a messenger RNA of Orycteropus afer afer, 477 nucleotides long. The record is from RefSeq and is a predicted model, not a curated record. NCBI's taxonomy places the organism in Eukaryota, Metazoa, Chordata, Mammalia, Tubulidentata, Orycteropodidae.